AUGAGGGGUCCCCUCCAGGGGCCUGGGGAGAAGGAAGACCAGGAGGAAGGGGCGGCGGCGGCCUCUGGGCGUCCUGCUGGGGGCCCGGAGGCCAAGAAGGGUUCGGACACGGAUUCGGACUCCAACCAGGAAACAGAAGGUGCCCGCAGGCCUGGCAGGCUGGGCGAAGACACCCUCUACCUAAGGUUUUGCCGGGCUCACAGUGUCGUGCCCGCCUCCUGCUUUCUGCGCCAAGGGAGCGCCCCAGAGCUCAGCCUGCGGCACCGUGGCCUGGGGCCCCAGGGCGCCCGGGCUCUGGCCCGGGCACUGACCUCCAAUCCCUAUGUCAAGCGGCUGGACCUCCGGGACAACGGACUCUGUGGGGCCGGUGCAGAGGCCCUUGCGGGUGCUCUGAGCAAAACCCGCAGCAUCUGUGAUGUGGACCUGUCGGAGAACCGGCUGGGAGCGGAGGGAGCCCGGGCUAUUUGUGCUGCCCUGGCGGUGAGCCCGGCCGUGCAGAGGGUGCAGCUGGCAGGGAACGGCCUGGAGGAGCAGGCAGCCCAGUACCUGGCUGAACUCCUGCUGGCCCACACGGGCCUGAAAUCCCUGGACCUGAGCUAUAACCAGCUGAAUGACCAAGCAGGGGAGACGCUUGGACCAGCCCUGGCAGAAAACACAGGACUCACGGAGCUCAGUGUGAGGUGGAAUCACCUGCGAGGCCCGGGAGCCAUAGCCUUCGCCAGGGGACUGGAGGCAAACACCUUCCUGAGGGUCCUGGACAUCUCAUUCAAUGGCUGUGGGGAUUCCGGAGCCUCCGCGGUGGGGGAGGCGCUGAAGACCAACGAUGUGCUGGAGGAGCUCUACAUGAGCAACAACCGUAUCUCCGCGGUGGGAGCCCUGAGCCUGGGCCUGGGCCUGCGAGUCAACCAGACACUGAGGAUUCUUGCUGUGUCCAGGAAUCCCAUGCGAAGUGAAGGCUGCUCUGGUGUGCUCAAGUCUGUCCAGGCUAAUCCACAGUCUGCACUGGAGCUUCUAGACUUUUCUGAUAUCCAGGUGAACAGAGAGUUUGAUGAUCUUGCCAGGUCAGUGAAGGUCAUCCUUCCAGGGCUUUGCAUAAAGACGGCUGCCCGCAGAGUGGAGUACAAAAAAGAACUGCUGGCCGUCUUCAGACCAUCUGAAUGA
Messenger RNA from Rangifer tarandus platyrhynchus (Svalbard reindeer), 1161 nucleotides. NCBI's taxonomy places the organism in Eukaryota, Metazoa, Chordata, Mammalia, Artiodactyla, Cervidae. The record is from the annotation of a GenBank genome assembly.